GUUUGGAAUCCAAGUCCAACGGAGAUGGUUCUAGUUCUACAUGUUCUUUCCAACUGUGUUGAUCUAAGGAGGUGUGGCAUGUAGUUUGGUCCCCUCUCAAAAACUCGAUCAUCAACAAUUAUUCCAGCCGCAGCAGGGCGUGCAACGUAGUUUAAGUUAAUGUCCUUGAUCUUUUAGGUGUUUGUGGUGCUCGCGCAUGUGCUUCUCCCCACGCUUAUCUCCGUGCAUAACAGACUGAGUAGACGAACGAACAAAUAAAUGGACUAUCACGAGCGAGCAUACUGGGAGCGGCAGUACAAGGCCGGAAACUUUGGCGAGGAGUACGAGUGGUUGGGCUGUUUCGACGACCUCGUUGAUCACAUUCAAGAUGCAUGCUCGCUACCGAAAAAGGUUGGUAACAACAAGUGUGUCCAAUCAGAAGCGUCGACGCCUUCGACGUCUUGUUCGCCUCGAGAUGGACUGGCAGAACCAACUAGCGCUGACGAUGCAGCCUUGGUUACUCGUUUGUCUCCAAGAAGUACGUCCUCCUCCUCUGGUAUUCUCGCUGCAACGACAAGAAGCAGUACGACCUCAUCAUCUGCCUCGUCUUCCAGCAGUCCUGCACCGCGUAUCUUGCACCUGGGCUGUGGCAACAGCUCGCUAGGAGUUGCGCUUGAAGAUGCGACUCACUGCUACGUUUUGAAUCUCGAUUACUCGGGUACUGUCAUAAAUCAGAUGAAAAAGCGAUACCCUGAGCACUUAUGGAAGACAUGCGAUAUUUCAAAUCCGGAAGGUUCGGGUCUAGACCUGAUUUUAAUGCCUAGCACGUCCUCGAGUCCAAGACCAAGUCCGACAGCGGCUCGUGCUGAUUUUGCUGUCGAGAAGGGUCUUGCAGAUGCGCUCCUAUGUGAGCCUGACGAGAAGAAGAAGCUUCGCAGCCUGUUCAUCUACAUGCAGGAAGUAGCACAAGUUUUAAAGCGUGAUGGGAGUGCACGGUUUCUGCUUUUCUCUCUAGACGGGGAUAGACUCUUAAAGGCACUGGCGGCUGCUGGCAUACCUCCGACACUAGAACUCGUUACGCGACGGCCCGUAGAGUGCCACACAAGGAGUGAAAAUAAGUGGCUCUGCAGCCUUGUCGUGUUUCGCAGAAUUGAAGACGCGAAGACCAAAGCAGCUGGAGGCGUCGACUGUGCAAAGUGUGCAAAGAAGAAGCUUCCAGGUGUGAUUCGUUACGGGGAACGCUGCGGGCGAUGUGGCUGCUUACAUCGAGGAAAAUAAGCAAGACUGAUGAUGCACAGCACGUGGUACUAUCUUGCAGAGUGACAACAUCCGAAGAUUUAGUUACUCCUUCCAUUACUACUUACCUCAUCCUCCGCACACACUAGUGUGGAUCGCUCUGAGAAAAAGCGCUUACCAUUUAUGCCGCCGAAUAUGAUCAUGUAACCAGGACUAUUUUUGCGUUUUUGUGCAUGCUUUCCCU
This is a messenger RNA of Amoebophrya sp. A25, 1459 nucleotides long. NCBI's taxonomy places the organism in Eukaryota, Dinophyceae, Syndiniales, Amoebophryaceae. The record is from the annotation of a GenBank genome assembly.